CCUUCCCUCCACUCAUUCGUUCCGCGACGCGUUGUCUCGCCGGCCGGCAUCUACCUCAUUCGCCCGGGCUCACCCGUACCGUGUACACAACACAACGCAAAGUAAACUCGAAUUUUAAAACAUGACGGAAAGUACAGACACCCCUGCGGCCGCCGCGCCCGAGAAGACCCCAACUGAAAAUGGCUCCACUGAAACUCCGCCAGAAGAAACACCGGAGAAAGCUACCGAAGAAAAAGAAAAGGAGACACCCCCGCCCAAAGAGAUGCGCGCAGUUGUACUUACCGGCUUCGGGGGGCUGAAGACUGUCAAAAUAUUAAAAAAACCGGAACCUACUCCAGCUGAAGGCGAAGUCGUGAUUCGUGUUAAAGCUUGUGGCCUGAACUUCCAAGACCUCAUCGUUCGGCAGGGCGCCAUCGACUCUCCUCCUAAAACCCCAUUCAUACUUGGCUUCGAGUGUGCUGGAGAAAUCGAGCAGGUCGGAGAAGGUGUCACCAACUUCAAGGUUGGAGACCAGGUUGUGGCUCUUCCGGAGUACAGAGCUUGGGCCGAGCUGGUGGCCGUGCCAGCGCAGUACGUGUACGCUCUCCCCGAGGGUAUGAGCGCCCUGGAUGCCGUGGCCAUCACCACCAACUACGUGGUGGCAUAUCUGCUUCUCUUCGAGAUGGCGAACCUCACUCCAGGCAAGAGUCUACUGGUGCACUCUGCUGGAGGUGGCGUGGGUCAAGCCGUCGCUCAGCUGGCGAAGACCGUGGAUGACGUGACGGUGUUCGGUGUCUGCUCCAAGACCAAGCACGAGGCUCUGAAGGCCAACAACAACAACAUUGACCAUCUCCUUGAGAGGGGCAGUGACUACACCAGCGAAGUUAGGAAGAUUUCCGCCGAUGGUGUCGACAUCGUCCUGGAUUGCCUCUGCGGAGAAGAAUGCAACCGUGGAUACCAACUGCUCAAGCCAAUGGGACGAUAUAUUCUCUACGGCUCAUCAAACAUCGUGACCGGAGAAACGAAGAGUUUCUUCAGCGCCGCCCGUGCCUGGUGGCAAGUGGACAAGGUGUCCCCUAUUAAACUGUUUGACGAGAACAAGAGCCUGGCUGGCCUGAACCUGCGACACUUGCUCUUCCAAAACGGGCGCGCCGACUACGUCCGCCGCGCUGUCGACCGCGUGUUUGCUCUGUGGCGCGAGGGCAAGGUCAAGCCUAUCGUGGACUCCACUUGGGCCCUUGAGGAUGUUGGUGAAGCCAUGCAGAAGAUGCACGACCGUAAGAACAUCGGCAAGUUGGUGCUAGACCCAUCUCUGGAGCCCAAACCAAAGCCAGCGACGCCGGCCAAGGGCAAGUCAGGAAAGGAAAAGAAGCCAGCCAAAGAGAGUUCUGAGGAGAAGAAGGACAAGGACUCGAAGGAGGAGGAGAAGAAACAGGAGAACGGAGACAAGAACGGUGAGGAGCCGAUGAGUAACGGUGGCAGCGAUGAAGAGUCCAAGGAGAAAGAAAAAGAAUCUAGCUGAAUUGUUUCCCGGAGACCUGGACCAGAUAAACCACCGCCAUUUUAUUAUUUUAGUGUUGCUAGUUUUAGCGACGCGACCGAAUGCGCCGAGAUACACGCCGUCAGUCGCAUAGCAUUACGUCGCGUCGCACACAUGCGCUGAGGUCGCACACCGCUAUUAUUAUGUUGCCUCAUGAUUUAAUUGAUUAUUUAUCUUGUAAGUUCGAUUGCGGCUCUGUCCGACGUGUUACCGUCUGUCAUGAUUGACAACGACUAACUUUUUUUUUCUCUUUGAACCCAAAAAGAGGCAAAGGUAAAAGCUAUUGUCGUCAAUCACGUUCCGAUAUAAGGACUGCAGAUAGAGAAUACGUCUGGACAUUGUAUUUUUAUUCUGAUUUAGAUUAGUUUUUGCGUUGUGUUUAUGAAUUCACCACAUUGCAUAAUGAUGUUGUUUGUAUUCUAAAUAACGGUGCAGCGAAAUUCGAUCGAGGAAUUAUUUAAUCCAAUUUAUUUUUAUACUUUUUUAUGUGGCCUACGUUCAAUAACGCCAGUCUCAUAGUUUAAACGUUAAGUCUUUAUUUUAGUAUGAGAUAUUUUUGUCAGCAGUUAUUUUAACGGCUAUUGUAUAAGAUGCAGAGAUGCUUAAUCUUUAUGUAUGUUAAGCUUUAAUAUUUUAUUAGUAAAUGUUUAAAAUUUGGCCCUGACAUCCCUCUCCCUGCCCGCAGCCAUGCUUCUGUCUUCGUCGCUAUCUCGCUAACCAAACAAACCUCUUGUGUGUGAUAUUUUACAUUAGUCGUGCUAGAAUUAUUUAACUUUGAUACUACCCACCGUUUUCCAAAUUCAUAUAACUUAGGAGUUAACUACUUCAUUCCAUUUAUGUAGUUUAACAUAUAAUAUUUUGAUUCCUAUAUAUUGUAAUGGAAUUAUAGAAACAUGUCGUUACAUAUUAUGUCGAGUAGCGAGACAACGACGAGCCUCGUAGAUCUUUGUAUAUCUGGCUUAAGUAAAUUCAUAUACUCUGUGGCAUAUUUUAUUCAUAAUUAGUACUAAAGUAUAUUUUUAUAGACAGAUGUCUAAUAAUGUCUUAAAAGGCUUUCUAUGUAUCUACACAAAAUAUCACAUAUCUAAACAUUCACACAUUGUAUUAAGAAACAUUUUUGAUAGUAAUAUUACUCCCGAUUUUUAUUUCAAUAUACACCUUGUAGUGUUUACGGAUAUAUUUCUGAUAAGGUUGUAAACUUUGUAAGGGACAUUAAAUUCUAUAGCUAUUAUCUAUCGAGUAACACUUUGGUAGCAAUUCUACGGUUCAUUUCAAAAAUGGAAACUACAUCUGUCUCUUUCAAUCCAAGAAAUGAAAGAGACAGGUAUAGCGUUGAGAUAGAAUUGCUUCCACGGAGUACUUACCUACAUUUUAUCUGUGUAACAUAUCAAAAUGCAUGUAAAGGAUACAAAAGAAAGGCUGAAAAGUAGUUCUCCGGUGGUACCGGAAUAAAUUGAGGCUAAAUCUUGCAAAACAAACUGCUCAAUAUAACCUGCCGAGUUAGCGGAAAACAAGCACUGACGUAGACAUUUUUACAAUCUUUAUACCCUUUUUGAAUAUUUUGGGGCGAGCGUUUAUAUGAAUUAUUGAGCGUCAUUAGAAUUAUUUAUUAGAAAACUAAUUAUAUCAUUUUAAAAUUCAUGUGCUACUUAAAAUUGAUAUGAUAUUUUACCCUUUUUUUAAUCCUGAGUAAGAUGAUUAAGUAAUAUUGAGUUAGAAUAUUUUGAAAUUCGUCAAAGAUCCCUUGUUGUAAGUUCGCCACGAGCCGCUUCGUAACGUAAGGUGGCUUGGUGCUAGCUUAGUGUUCUCGACUCGCUUCUGUCUUUCGGACCAAUAUCUCUACGCUGUAGUCUUCUUAUAAUCUUUGUCGCUUUAUGUGUCAAAUUCGUGCGAAUUUUCUUAUAAAUGUAAACAUAUUUGUGUAACUAUAUCGACCUGUAUAAUGGUUAGAUUUGUCUAAAUUUUCUUAUAAGGAUAUCUCAAACUCUGUUUAAUUCUGGAGUGACUGCGCCGGGGUGUGUAAGAUGAAAUUGUUGUAGGUUAGUAGCGAAAAGUGGCCAAUAUAUUUAUUGUUUGGGAAGGCAGGGUUGUGGGCGCAGUCAGCCCAGAAGUAUUUAAAUAGCUGGGUCGUUACCUAAUGUUCUAAUUUUGUUUUCUAAGGGCGGGCCAGUGUGAUAUCUAUAAUAUGAAAUGGAUAAAUAAAUAUGUAUGAUCUGUAAAAAUGCUUAUAAA
Molecule: messenger RNA, 3751 nt
Organism: Leptidea sinapis
Lineage: Eukaryota; Metazoa; Arthropoda; Insecta; Lepidoptera; Pieridae
Product: synaptic vesicle membrane protein VAT-1 homolog-like
Exons: 9
Coding region: 122-1501 (459 amino acids)
Molecular function (GO): zinc ion binding; oxidoreductase activity
Source: RefSeq, a predicted model, not a curated record